Messenger RNA from Guillardia theta CCMP2712, 477 nucleotides. RefSeq lists its product as hypothetical. The record is from RefSeq and is a predicted model, not a curated record. The transcript has a single exon. Lineage: Eukaryota; Cryptophyceae; Pyrenomonadales; Geminigeraceae. Bases 5 to 427 code for a protein of 140 amino acids.
CGCCAUGCAGCGACUUCCUGCUUUGCUCCGCGCAGCGACUCCAAGGUUCAUGUCCUCAUCGCCUGCAAAGAAAACAGAUCUGUCUGCUGCGCUCGCUAUGGAUCUCGGACUUGGUUGCCCGGAGACUGUUAGCAAUAUGUCUGCGGCAUCGUCCAAGAGCAGUGCGGUACACUCGACACAGAACGUUUUGCCAUUGGAUGGCGUAGAGUUUGUACACAGUGCUGAGCUCCAGGCAGCACAGGCGAGGGACAUGCAGCUUUUAGCAUCAUCUGCAGAGCUUCUGUUGAAGCAAGCCAGUUUCAAUUGGGAAAUUGAAUUCACCACCUUGAAGUUCGAAAGCUUGCAGGCACCGGUGCGUUCGGCGUCUGAGGUCUCCGACUGGUCAGCAGCUUUGAUGCUUGCACGAGGAUCUUCAUUUUCACACUAGAUUUGUAUGAUUUUUUUUUGUUUGUCAUUAAAGAUAGAAGUUCAAUCCAA